AUGGAUACUACCGAGGUCAAAAACCACGAAGAGUUCCAAGAAAUCCAAACAGAAAAACGAGAGCCCGAGGGCGAGCCCACGACAGAUGGCAAGGAUGAGCCAGACGAACUAGCCUCCAAGGUCAAGAAGGAAAAGAAGGACAAGAAAAAGAAGAAGAAGGGUGAGGCUUCAGACGAAGUUGAAGCCGAGGGAAAGAAGUCCAAGAAAGAAAAGAAGGAUAAGAAAAAGAAGAAGGAUCGCGGAGUAUCUGACGACGAGGACCAAAGGGAAGCCUCCGUCGAGCUUGGUUCUGAAGUAGCUCCCACCAAUGGUGUCAAUGGAAACGCAUCUUUGCCCUCUAUCGCCCCCGAAAAGAAGCGAAAGCGCAAAGACAAGUCACUCGAAGUCCAAGCCACACCACCGCCGACCGCGGACAAGCGACCGCCAAUCGACUCCCUUGAGAAUGGGAUACAGGAAGAGGCCGUUGUGGAACCUCAGGUCUACAAUUCUGCUGACCUGGACCCUGAGCCCCGUGGACCACCUCCGGUCAUCAAGCAAGAAGUGUCGAGAUGGGUACCUCUCUGGCCUCGGGGCUGGCAUCAACCUAUAACGGCGGCGAUCGAGCAGCACCUGACACCCAAAAUGCACCGGUACGAUAGCGAGAUUGGAGGCGUGCUUCUGAGCCAUAAGAAUGUGUGUCUCAACGACCGGCCUACUCGAGACGGCGCCGCCACAACCGAUAGCGAAUCUGUCAAACUUCUGAGCGUGAACGAGUAUGGUGUGGGCUACUGCUGGCUUAUCGCGGAGCUUGAGCUCUUUGUACCCAAGAGAGGCUCUUGGAUGGAAGGCGAACUCAUUUUGCAGAAUCAAGGCCAUGUUGGUGUAGUUUGUUGGGGCAAGUUCAAUGCCUCAAUCGAGGCUAGUCGGUUGCCGCCCAAGUGGUACUGGGUAGCGGCUCCCGAAGACGAUAAUGACGUUAACAUGGAGUUCGAUGCCGAUGGCGAGGAGUACCACAGCGCCACCGUCCUGGGCCACUGGGUCGACGAGCGCGGCACCAGGAUCCAUGGCAACCUUCGCUUCCGAAUCAACAACUAUGACGUGGGCCUUAGCGGGGACCACAGCUUCUUGUGCAUAGAAGGCACCAUGCUGAGCGCGAAGGAAGAAAACAAUCUCCGUGAGAAGGAACUCAAGAGGGCGAAUCUGGGCUCGACCGGCGGCUCUAUGCGGAGGCGGCUGCGCCAACUCCCCGAGUUCAGCAUGACAGACCUUGGGCUAGAUGCGGAUGCGAAGCCCAAAUCCAACUGGGAGCCGAAGAAGCAGAGGCGGCAGAGGAGCGAGAAGCCCUAUGAAGUGGUUGAGGCUAUGGACAUAGAUGUAGAUGAGGACGUGUACGCAAAGGCAGAGGGUGAAGCUGAUGAGGGUGCGGAGGAAGAAUAA
Parascedosporium putredinis is the source of this 1416-nucleotide messenger RNA. The record is from the annotation of a GenBank genome assembly. NCBI's taxonomy places the organism in Eukaryota, Fungi, Ascomycota, Sordariomycetes, Microascales, Microascaceae.